Engraulis encrasicolus (European anchovy) is the source of this 1311-nucleotide messenger RNA. RefSeq names its product macrophage mannose receptor 1-like. NCBI's taxonomy places the organism in Eukaryota, Metazoa, Chordata, Actinopteri, Clupeiformes, Engraulidae. Bases 3 to 1175 code for a protein of 390 amino acids. The record is from RefSeq and is a predicted model, not a curated record. The transcript has 6 exons.
UCAUGAAGAGCCAUGUUCGAUCAUGUCACGCAUACAGUAGUGCAAAGGAGGGAUCCCUUGGGACAGCUUGGCAAGUGCAAGUGCAGGACGACGGGACACUCACAAAGACAGACAGGGUAGACCUCAUCCCACCAUACCUCCGGCUACUGCUCUCCGACUUCUUUGAAAUGGGGAUUUUUCUCCUUCUGAUGCUCCUGUUCACAGGUGUGUGCCGUCUCUUCUCCUCUAUGCCACGUCAGUUCCAUGUGGUGAAAGAAAGCAAGACCUGGCUAGAAGCCCAGCGGUACUGCAGGGAGAACUUCGUUGACCUCGCCACCAUAGAUGACAUGGCAGAAAUAGAGAAGAUCACGAUUGCAAUGCAGAAUGCAGACGUUGUGCUGGUGGAAGUGGGGGCUUGGAUUGGGCUGAAGAAUGGGAAUAGUGUUAAGUGGCGCUGGUCGGAGGAUAGGGCUCUCCAUAGAGAUAAUGAGCCUGAGUUCAGAAACUGGGCUGAAGGCCAGCCAGAUAACAUACCUGUUAUGGAGGAGUGUGUGGCCAUGAACGGGAGGGGAGGGUGGCACAAUUACAAUUGCCUCGACAGCCGACGUUUUGUCUGUUGCAAUGGUAGAGACACAUUUGCGCUGGUACAAGAAAGAAAGAACUGGCUAGAUGCUCAGAGAUACUGCAGAGAGAGAUACACAGACUUGGCCAGCGUGAGAAACGAGAUAGAGAACCUAAUUGUCAAUCACGUUAGAGGACCAGCAGAUGGACAUGAUGAAGACACCUGGAUCGGCCUGUUCACAGACUCAUGGGAGUGGUCAGAUGGCAGCAACUCCUCCUUCCGCCACUGGUACUCUGGAGAGCCCAACUAUGCUAAUGAAAAUGGAGACUGUGCAGAAAUGUUUCUUUCUGGUCAGUGGAAUGAUGAAUCCUGUAACCAACAUAAAAUCUUCAUCUGCUCUGAUGUCAUGGUUCGAAGGACUCAGAUGGUGAGAGUGCAUCUGGAGGCGGAACCUCAUGUGGAUGUGAACGAUCCUAUGGUGCAGGCGGCCUUCCUCCAGCAGAUUGGGCAGAGACAGAAGGAGAAGGGGUUACCAGCAAAUACCAAGCUGAGCUGGAGCAAGCAACCCGAUGGAAAGGUGUUCCACAAGGAGAAGAAUGGCAAGAAGAAGAAGAAGAAGAGAGAUGAGCUUUAAACACACUUUGAGUUUGUUUACUCUUAAUAUCUCUGCUUUGAGCUUAUAUAGAAAAAUACUCACAGACGGCACAACACGUGCAGCACUGCAGAGGAGAGUUGAUUGGGGGUUCUUCAUCUUCCUGUUUUGUUUCUGG